UUCUACAUCAAGUCCCUUGUUUGAAACAAGUAAUCAGCGCUCUGUUUUGCCCUUUUUCAAGAUGUCGGCGCCCAAUGGUGACACGUUUUCUACUUCUGAUAGAGAAAUGGGCGAAGAGUUAGAUGAAGUUGAGGGGCAAGAAGAAGCCGAGGACAUCGAAGAAGAGGCAGAAAUGGAGAGCGAGUGCGAUGAAGAUGAAAAUGUGGACAAUGAGGAGCAGGCUGCCGUGUAUGUACCGGGGAUCGAUUCUCUGAAGCCGGGAGAAGUCUUAGAAAUGGAAGAGUCUGCAUACAGGCUAUAUCACCAGUGUCAGACCGGAGCGCCAUGUCUAAGCUUUGACAUUAUCCGAGAUAAGCAGGGAGAUAACCGAGAAAACUUUCCUCAGUCUCUGCUGCUGUGUGCCGGAACCCAAGCAGAUACAGCCCAGGGCAACAGAUUACUGGUGAUGCGAAUGCACAACUUGUAUGGCACAAAGGUAACCGAGGAAGAUGAAAGUAGUGACGAUGACGACGACGAUGAUGAUGAAGAGGAAGAGGAGGAUAAAAAACCACAACUUGAGCUAGCCAUGCUUCCACACUAUGGGGGUAUCAACCGUGUCCGGGUCACCCAUGUUAGAAAUGUCCCACUGGCUGCUGUGUGGUCAGAGAAAGGCCAAGUGGAAAUAUUUGAUCUCCGUCCUCAGCUGAAGGCUGUCCAUAAUGCAUCAGCCAUGGCUGAGUUUAUACAAAAGCAGCAGAGUGAGGCAACCCCUCUUUUUAAAUUUGCCGGUCACAUGACUGAAGGCUUUGCUGUUGACUGGUCACAGAAAACUCCUGGACGGCUGGCCACUGGAGACUGCAAAAAGAAUAUCCACAUUUGGGAACCUAAGGAGGGAGGAGUAUGGCAGGUUGACCAGCGACCUUUUCUUGGUCACACCCAUGCAGUUGAGGAUGUUCAGUGGUCACCCACUGAAGCCACAGUUUUCGCCUCCUGCUCAGUUGAUACCACCAUCAGGAUAUGGGAUAUUCGGGCAUCCCCGUCCAAGGCCUGCAUGUUAACUGCAGAUCAGGCACACUCCUCUGAUGUUAAUGUCAUUAGCUGGAACCACAAUGAGCCUUUUCUUGUGUCUGGCGGCGAUGAUGGGUUGUUGAAGAUAUGGGAUCUCAGGCAGUUUAAGACGGGAAAGGCUGUGGCCACAUUUAAGCAGCAUUCUGCCCCUAUCACAUCUGUGGAGUGGCACCCAACAGACAGCAGUGUUUUUGCAGCAGCUGGUUCAGAUGAUAUUAUUAGCCAGUGGGACUUGUCUGUGGAAUCCUGCGACCUUGUGUCCGAUGGCUCUAUCUCCUCUCUGCCUCCACAAGUGCUUUUCCUUCAUCAGGGCCAAACAGAAAUAAAGGAGUUGCACUGGCAUCCCCAAAUUCCUGGGUUGCUUGUUAGUACUGCAUUGUCGGGGUUCAACAUCUUCCGGACUGUCUCUGUCUAACUUGAUUUCUGAAAAGGAACUGACACCCUAUCUGCUGUCUUUGCUCAGUUUUGUGACUACGGAUUAACCAAACAAGAAAAGCAAAAACUGCCAGUGGUAUUUUUUUUUAAUCUUGCAUCUACUGAUAUGUUGUUUUCAUUGCUGAAAGAAUAAUGAAAAUACAAGGCAUAUUUUAAGA
Molecule: messenger RNA, 1640 nt
Organism: Erpetoichthys calabaricus (reedfish)
Lineage: Eukaryota; Metazoa; Chordata; Cladistia; Polypteriformes; Polypteridae
Gene: grwd1
Product: glutamate-rich WD repeat containing 1
Exons: 7
Coding region: 62-1462 (466 amino acids)
Molecular function (GO): protein binding
Source: RefSeq, a predicted model, not a curated record